GUUCUAAAAACCGAAUUAAGUGUAGUUUAUUGGGCACAUCAUCGACGCUCAGCAUAAACUAAUUAAGUUACAGUAUUGAAAGUGCCACGUGUAACUUACUCGUGAGAAAUAAAUUAAAUCGUCAUUAGUUCCUGUUCUCAACACGUUCCCGUUAAAAGUAAUUUCGGACAAUAAGUAUUGUUAACGCAACAGGGCGCGACAAAAGAGAAAGUGCCUCUUGUUCAUCCCUGGUCGGUCUGAUAAGCGAUGCUCCAGAGAGAAUGGGACAAGCUUUGUGUAUCUGCUCUCGCAGUGCCAUCACCAUCGACAACAAAAGAUACUAUUUCAUCCAGAAGCUAGAAGAAGGGGGUUUCAGCUACGUGGACCUUGUAGAAGGUUCACAUGAUGGACGGUUCUACGCUCUAAAACGGAUCCUUUGCCAUGAUCGCGAGGGUCGUAAAGAGGCUCAGACCGAAGUGGAGAUGCACCAACUCUUCAGUCACUCCAACAUCCUCAGUUUGACCGCACACACCUUUGUGGAGAGAGGAGGAAAAUGUGAAGCCUGGCUGUUGCUACCAUACAUCAGUAAAGGAAGUCUCUGGUCAGUUCUUGAGAAACUGCGGGAUAAGGGAAGCUCCAUGCCUGAAAGCCGUAUCUUACACAUUCUGCAUGGUAUCUGUGAAGGACUUCAAGCUAUUCAUGACAAAGGUUAUGCUCACAGAGACUUGAAACCAACCAAUGUUUUACUGGAUGAGAACAACUGCCCUUAUUUAAUGGAUUUGGGAUCCAUGAACAAGGCCAGAAUUGAAGUCCGGGGCUCACGGGAAGCAAUGACAAUCCAGGAUUGGGCAUCUCAGAGAUGUACCAUCUCGUACAGGGCACCAGAGCUGUUUAAUGUGGAGAGUCAUUGUAUCAUUGAUGAAAGAACUGAUAUCUGGUCUCUAGGUUGUGUGUUGUACUCGAUGAUGAUGCUCGAGGGACCCUAUGACCUGAUCUUUCAGAAAGGUGACAGCGUGGCUCUCGCUGUUCAAAAUCCAGUGUCCAUUCCACAGCCUUGCAGUUAUUCUCAAGGGCUUCAGACUCUCCUCAGCUCUACUAUGGUGACCAAUCCUCAGGAAAGACCCAGAAUCAGCUGGGUACUUGACCAAGUCCAGAACCUUCGGGGCUCAGAUGGGACAGCUAUAGAGACAAAUAGAGUAUGAUGCUUGUACAAAGGGAGCACCUAGAUGAUUUUUUGUUUUCAGUUGAAUUUUUGGACUAUGCACUCUCUCGCUUUCGGACAGAAGUUACUCCCUGAACUCACAGCCUGGCAAACAUUUGCUUUCAUACCUCACUGGGUUCAGAACGCAACGGUUAGACACGUAUACACACUCGUGAUAGAUAUCAAUGUCUGUCUUUUUCUCAACAAAACUUUGCAGGUCCAUAUUUUAUCCCAAAUAUGACUCAACCCCCAUGUAUGCAAAACCCUACAAAUCACACAAAGGAGAGGGCAAUAGUUCAGUUUGCUACAUUGAAUAUUUUAUUAUUAUUGUGUACUAAUUGUAAUUUGGCUUUAAGGUAAGUAAAGAAGAAAGUAUUAUCAACAAUGUUUUUUUAAAUUGCUUAAAAUGGGCUACGCUUUAUUUUACUGUGUUUCUUUACACGUUGCACGUACUUAGUACAGUAAUAAGAAUGAAUUAUGCAUAAUUACAUGCAACUAUUAUAUUAAUAUUACUCAAUACUUGAAAUAUAUAUUUAAACUGUAACAAAUACACCUUAAAAUAAAGUGUAAUCUGUAAUUGAUGUUUGUUAUAUACUUUUAGGAAAUUGUCCCUGGGAAAA
Molecule: messenger RNA, 1800 nt
Organism: Paramisgurnus dabryanus
Lineage: Eukaryota; Metazoa; Chordata; Actinopteri; Cypriniformes; Cobitidae
Gene: stk16
Product: serine/threonine kinase 16
Biological process (GO): protein phosphorylation
Cellular component (GO): cytoplasm; Golgi apparatus
Molecular function (GO): protein serine/threonine kinase activity; ATP binding
Source: RefSeq, a predicted model, not a curated record